GUGGAACUGAGUGUGGAGAAGGAAGUGGCUGGCUUCUGGGUCAAGAUCCCCUGUGUGGAGCAGCUGGGCAGCUGUACCUAUGAGGACUUCUGUGACUUGCUUGACAGUUUCAUCCCCCCAGGACAGUCCUGCCCAGAGCCCCUGCACACCUAUGGGCUUCCCUGCCACUGUCCCUUCAAAGAAGGCACCUACUCGCUGCCCACGAGUGACUUCACGUUGCCCGACCUGGAGCUACCAGGCUGGCUCAGCACUGGGAAUUACCGCAUCCAGAGCGUCCUGAGCAGUGGCGGGAAGCGCCUGGCCUGUGUCAAGAUCGCUGCCUCUCUGAAGGGCAAAUAAUGUGGUAGCUGCCACAGUGGAACAAAGCGGCACGAGGAAGACACAGAUCUGCUGCCCUGACCCGUGUUUGCCGAGGCCCGGCUCUGCUCCUCUCGAGUCCCUGUCUACAAUGAUUCUGCUUCUCUCACUGGAAAUCAUCAUAUGCCACCCCCAUUUGAUGCUGGGGACAUGCAGCCUCCACCUCAGGGAGAAUGGGCGUGGCAGGUCUUGAGCCCAGGAUGUGUGCUGGGCCGUGUGUCACCCCCUUUUCACCCCCAAGGACUUUUCUCUAAGGGUUUCUUUCAUUUCCAAAACAGCCAAGGAAAAGGGACCAUCAUGAACCUUCAGUUCAGACUGACCCAACUAUGGCACUUGAAGCACCUUGUGACUUUGUUUCUUUUUGGUCUCUGACUUCAAAGCAGUAUUGACGUUUUUCAUUCUACUCUGAACCCCUCCUACAGUAAAGGGGCUGAAAUAGUUUAUCAUAGCCUUUUCAUCCACUAACUUCUGAUUAAUUUUUUAUUCUAUUCUAGGCUUACCUAACCAGCACCAGGCAUAGCGUGUCCUGGAGAGGCAGGGUGUGCAUGGUGGAGUCUCUUGCCAGAGUUAUUUUAGGAACACUCAGGUGUUUAAACUCUUACUCACUCAUGUGCUGGCAGGGCCAAGCAAAGACAUAAAUAUUGUCAGCACCAUUAGAAAAUCUGCUUCCAGAAGUGGCCUCCUCCCUUUUUCCUCAUCUGAUAAAGGUAAUGCACACUGUGACUAUGACAAGUAUUCCUUACGCCAUGCCAAAAAUAAAUCAAUAAAAUAACAGCACCUAUCAUUGACACCAGGCAGCCAAUGUCCAGUCUCCAGCUGGGGAUGUAACCCGAGAUGGCGCAUCCCGUUCCACAGAGGCAGCUGUUGUGUGGAUGUUGGAUGUUCCCAGUCAGUGCCCCAUAGAAUGUUGCCACAUAGUCUCAGUUUUUUUCUCUAGAAGGCAAAAAUAUCUGGAUUUUUAUAUGAAAUCUUGCAAUUUUUAAACACUGGCAGUUCUUACUAUUUUUAUACAUUGUGCAAGACGAAGGGGCCACUUGGCCUUGUCUGGGGAAAUCUGGCUCAUGGGUGACCAGUUUUCAGACUCCAGCAUGCCUUGUCCUUUUCUCUGUCACCAUUUCUUCCUCCACUGGGCCCAAUCCAUAGCAUCUGGCCCCAAGGAGAAGGCUCUGCCAGCUCUAGGGGAGGCUCAGGUGGCCUCUCAGAGCCGGGAGCUGCAGAGUCGUGAGGCUGCCUGCUCCAGCCUUGGAACCAGUCAGGGCAUAGGGGCUGAUGCUGGAGAAUGGUCCCCAGCAGCUGCUUUGUGGAACAGGGAUCCAGUGAAGAGAGGGUAGAUCCGAUGUUGGAUCACCAUGUUGUGACAGCUUUCUGAGCCACACAUUGGGCCAUGUUUUGAACCCAUUUGAAGCCUGGAAUUGCAAUAAAACUUUUUAAC
Messenger RNA from Castor canadensis (American beaver), 1789 nucleotides. It is a transcript of the gene Gm2a, whose product is annotated as ganglioside GM2 activator. Lineage: Eukaryota; Metazoa; Chordata; Mammalia; Rodentia; Castoridae. Gene Ontology annotation, cellular component: cytoplasmic side of plasma membrane. Gene Ontology annotation, biological process: ganglioside catabolic process; lipid transport. Gene Ontology annotation, molecular function: lipid carrier activity; enzyme activator activity. The record is from RefSeq and is a predicted model, not a curated record.